AUGAAAUCAGUUAUGGUACUCUCCGCGUUCGCCAGCGCUGCUGUCGCUCAGAACUGUUUAGCGGUCGCACUCACAGCCAUUCCGGGGUGUGCUCAAAGUUGUAUCCUGAACGGAGCGCCAUCAAUUGGUUGUAGUGGAACGGACUUUGCCUGCCAGUGCGACAAGGAAGCUGCCCUCUACGCAGCGAUUGAGGGCUGUGUGAGCUCCGCAUGCCCCGAACCGAGUUAUCAAGCUGUUAUCGAUGGCGCCUCAUCGGUCUGCAACUGUGCGACUGGUGUCGUUAUCGCCACUACGACAGAUGCACAAGGAGCUACGAUGACUGCAACGACCACGUCGACGUCGGCUGGUAAUACGGUCAUUACGUAUCCCACACAGACCUCUGGGCCCGGAGUGACCACGGGUGCAACCACCGGAGCUAGCGGCGCAACCGGAGGAGUAACGGGAACAGCUGGUGGCACUGGUGUCGGUGUAAGUAGCACAUCUGUCAGCGGAUCUUCCAGAACAGCAACCGGUACAGUGGUUCCGGUCGUAACCGCUGGGGCAUCGACGCAUAGUGUCGGUAUGGUGGGCUUGAUGGCCGCUGCUAUUGUCGUUGCAGCUAUGUGA
Molecule: messenger RNA, 606 nt
Organism: Truncatella angustata
Lineage: Eukaryota; Fungi; Ascomycota; Sordariomycetes; Amphisphaeriales; Sporocadaceae
Exons: 2
Coding region: 1-606 (201 amino acids)
Source: RefSeq, a predicted model, not a curated record